AUGCUUCUCUUGGCAUUGAAAGCCGUCAGCCGCUAUGAAACUUUGAUUGGUAGUUGCGCAAAGCUCUCCAUUCAUCCUCGUCGCUACAUACCCCGCAUAUUCAACGACGCUGAAGUCGAUCUAAAUUUAACACGUAUGGCCCAGAGAUACUACCAAUCUGCUCAGCUCAAGGUCUCUUACCCGGACUCUUAUUCAGCAGAGUCGCUGGAGCAUCACUUUUCCCAAUUCCCUGGCUAUUUUGUCAGGGCGAACUCCAAAAUGGCUAUUUCUCACAUCCACUUGGGAGUUCGUCGGCUGGGGAGGCCGUGGCCCAAUGCUGAAAUGAAUGAGUCAUAUUUGCUAAUCGCGGUAUCCUCGGGCAUAAAAAUUCUGGCAGAGGAGGUUUGGGGCGCCAUUCGCGGCCUUGAGACUCUAAGUCAGCUUUUGUGGUGCUCUCCGAGUGGAGCCACAGUACUUUACCUCUUUCUUGUAUAA
Messenger RNA from Hydatigera taeniaeformis, 474 nucleotides. Lineage: Eukaryota; Metazoa; Platyhelminthes; Cestoda; Cyclophyllidea; Taeniidae. The record is from the annotation of a GenBank genome assembly.